This is a messenger RNA of Hirsutella rhossiliensis, 1164 nucleotides long. RefSeq names its product alpha/beta-Hydrolase. The record is from RefSeq and is a predicted model, not a curated record. The transcript is spliced from 5 exons. Bases 1 to 1164 code for a protein of 387 amino acids. Lineage: Eukaryota; Fungi; Ascomycota; Sordariomycetes; Hypocreales; Ophiocordycipitaceae.
AUGAAAAAGACAGUCAUCUUGACCUUUAUCCACGGCUUCAAGGGGGGCGAGUCGACGUUUGGAGAUGAAUACCAGUUCACGGAGCACUUGAGAGAUAUGGUGGCGCAGAGACUGCCAAAGGUCGACGUGCGUGUGCUGGUGUAUCCCAAGUAUGAGACGAGGGGGGAUCUGGGAAGCUGCGUGAGCCGAUUUCGAAGCUGGCUGGAGGACAAGGUCAUCGACUUGGAGGUGGCCGCCGGCACGACUUCGCCGACAGUCGACCCGUCGGUGAGGACGGUCCUGGUGGGCCACUCGAUGGGCGGCAUCGUCGCGGCCGAAAUGGUCAUCGGGCUGGCGUCGGAGAAGCCCAUCUACUCCGAGGACGGCAUCGAGAAGACCGAGUCGCCCGCCUUCAACAGCCUCAUGUUCCCCUACGUCCAGGGCGUCCUGGCCCUCGACACACCCUUUCUCGGCAUCUCCCCCGGCGUCCUGGCCCACGGCGCAGAGGGCCACUACCAGAACGCCGCCGCGGCCGUGUCGCAGCUCAGCGGCCUCUCUAGCGUCCUCUGGGGCUCUCCGACCUCUUCCAACAACAAGAACAGGGCCAACGACGCCAGGAUGGCUCUGCCGUCAAGCUCCCAAGCAGCAGCAUCAACGACGACGUCGGGCGCGGCGGGCGGCGCGGCGGCGUGGGUCAACCGCGAGCAGCUGACGACGGGGUGGACGUGGGUGUCGUCGCACCUCGAGUUUGUCGGGUGCCUCGCGCGGCCCGAGCAGCUCAAGAAGCGCAUGGAAUGCAUGGCGCAGCUGGGCGACGAGCUGGACGUCGGCUUCGCCAACCUCUACACGCGCCUCGGCCGCGCCGCGCCGGCCACGUAUGUCAGCGUCGCCGGCACCGUCCUCGGCCACGAGCGCACCUUUUGCAACCUGCCCAAGAAGCUGCCGGCAGGGGAGUGGGCCGAGGCCGUCAACGACAAGGCGCAGGACGAGGCGUCGGCGCACAUGAACAUGUUUGAGCCCAAGGAGAACCCUAGGUACGAAAAGCUGGCCCAGGACGCCGCAGGGCUGAUUGAGAAAUGGUUCCAAAAUGACUGGUAUUACGCCAGCUCUGAAGACGAAGCGCAGAAGGUGGAAGAAGUAAACGAACCGCACGAGGUAGAAGAAAUCCCACCAUCAGGGGCCUGA